ACGGAGGCCGCGAACGGGUAGAAAACAAACCAACAAACAAACUAGGUGGUAAACACUGCUCCGUGCCACCUGAGCACAAAGUCACCAACCGCAAGGCUCUAAUUUGAUGAGACUUCUUUGGGAAUUGUGGGAGGAAAUUCCGGACUGUCGUGACGUCAGAUGGUGUGAGAUUUUUUUGGCGGGACCCUGAGAGAGAAGAGAGAGAUUGGAGCGAUGUUGAAUGUGUCUAUGGCGACGUCGGAAGUGCGAUCACCGGCGCACGCACGCACACCGCGGGCCGGGAGUGGCAGCAGUAUGGCCGAAGAGAAGGACACCCAGCCGCGUGGGUUUGCCCGCAAAGGUGCUCUCAGACAGAAGAACGUCCACGAAGUCAAGGACCAUAAGUUUAUCGCCAGGUUCUUCAAGCAACCGACGUUCUGCAGCCACUGCAAGGAUUUUAUCUGGGGAUUCGGCAAACAAGGCUUCCAGUGUCAAGUAUGCAGCUUUGUUGUGCACAAGCGAUGCCACGAAUACGUGACUUUCCAGUGCCCGGGUGCGGACGCGGGACCAGAUUCAGACGACCCUCGCAGCAAGCACAAGUUCAAAGUUCACACCUAUGGUAGUCCCACCUUCUGUGACCACUGUGGGUCCUUGCUGUAUGGGCUGCUCCACCAGGGCAUGAAAUGUGACUCAUGUGAUAUGAACGUGCAUGGCCGGUGCCAGCACAUGGUCCCAAACCUUUGCGGUUCUGAUUUCACUGAGAGGAGAGGGCGAAUCCAGCUCAAGUGCAAAGUCAAUGAUGGGAAAUUGACAGUAGAAGUCCAGGAAGCCAAGAACCUGAUUCCAAUGGACCCCAACGGCCUGUCAGAUCCGUAUGUCAAACUGAAACUCAUCCCAGACCCCAAGAACGAAAGCAAGAAGAAGACAAAGACCCUGAAGGCUACCCUAAAUCCACAGUGGUUUGAAAAAUUUGACUUCAAACUAAAAGAUGAAUACAAGGACAGACGAUUGUCGAUCGAGGUGUGGGACUGGGACCGCACUUCCAGAAACGACUUCAUGGGGGCGCUGUCGUUCGGUGUCCAAGAACUGAUCAAGAUGCCUGCCGAGGGCUGGUUUAAACUGUUGAACCAAGAGGAAGGGGAGUAUUACAACGUACCCAUUGCCGAUGAAGAGGAAAAUGUCGCUAAACUCAAGGAGCAGCUGCAGAAGCAAAAGUUGGAUGAGCAGCAAAAGCAGAAAUCCAAACGCUCUGAAGAAGUUAAUAUCGGCAGCCUGGAGCAUAUGAGAGCCUCUGAUUUCAACUUUCUCAUGGUGUUGGGAAAGGGCAGCUUUGGAAAGGUGAUGCUCGCCGAGAAGAAGGGUGUUGAGGAGUUGUACGCCAUCAAAAUCCUGAAGAAGGAUGUGAUUGUCCAAGACGACGAUGUAGAAUGUACCAUGGUGGAGAAGAGGGUUCUCGCCUUGAGAGACAAACCACCAUUUCUGGUCCAGCUGCACUCCUGCUUCCAAACAAUGGAUCGGCUGUACUUCGUGAUGGAGUUUGUAAACGGGGGUGAUCUGAUGUACCAGAUCCAGCAGUGUGGGAAGUUCAAAGAGCCGCAUGCUGUGUUCUAUGCAGCAGAGAUUGCUAUUGGCUUGUUCUACCUGCACAGCAAGGGGACCAUUUACAGAGAUCUCAAACUAGACAACGUGAUGCUUGAUUCUGACGGUCACAUCAAGAUAGCAGAUUUUGGCAUGUGUAAAGAAAACAUGGCAGAGGGAGCAAAGACAAGAACUUUCUGUGGAACACCUGAUUACAUUGCCCCUGAGAUUGUAGCCUACCAGCCCUAUGACAAGAUGGUAGACUGGUGGGCCUUCGGAGUUCUUCUGUAUGAAAUGCUGGCUGGACAGCCCCCCUUUGAUGGUGAGGAUGAAGACGAGUUGUUCCAGUCUAUUCUGGAGCACAAUGUGUCCUACCCCAAGUCCAUGUCCAAGGAAGCUGUAUCAAUCUGCAAGGGGUUCAUGACCAAGCACCCCACCAAGCGACUAGGGUUUGGCGCAGAAGGAGAGCGGGACAUUAAGGAGCAUGUUUUCUUCCGCCGCAUCGACUGGGACAGACUAGCUGUCCGAGAGAUCCAACCACCAUUCAAACCAAAAAUUACCUCCUCAAAAGCAGCAGAUAAUUUUGACAAGCAUUUCAAGAGGGCGCCGGUCACGCUUACGCCUACAGACGAAGCCAUCAUCUGUAACCUCGAUGGCACAGAAUUUGGUGGCUUCACCUUCACAAACCCGUAUUUCAAACAGACGGCAUCACAAGCCAACCAUAGCUAAAAACAAUAGAGAUGCCAGCAACUUCGAUAAGGAGUUUACACAAGAGCCCACCACCCUCACCCCUACGGACAAGCUGCUCAUUAUGAACCUGGACCAAUCAGAAUUCGACGGUUUCUCCUACACAAACCCAGAUUUUACCCAACAUUAGUAGGGAGGAAACAUACGCCCUCACAUAGAGAUGGGUAAGAUGUGUUGUAAAGCUUUGUGAGAUCUCAAACAAAAAGUGUAUCGUGAGCAUGUUUACAGACCCGCACGUCCGUGCUUAUUCCAAUGUGUUGUGAGGUAACGUUAAUACUGAACAUAGCAGGGAUAAAAUUUAUGGUGCAGGUGACGUAAACAUAACACAACCGUUACAACAAGAAUAAGGUGAUGGGGUAGAAAAUUAAAAUAUGCACCAACCGGUGACGUGGAAUUGGAAAUGUAAAAAGUAGAAAUUAGCAUUCCAGUAAAUAAUAAAACAGGCAAAUUAUACGUUGAAGUUUGUAUUAUCACUACUUGAUUGAGUUGCAAUGACUUCUAGGUGUAAAGAUUUCUUGUGAACAAAGAUUUGUUUCUUUCAGAAGUUGCAAAUGAUGAAUUAUGUGCAAUAUAUGGCUAAAACAUGACUUGUAUAACAUGUUGUGAUGUAGCGAAACACUAGUAGAAUUCGAGAUUAAAAUACUAGUAACAGUUGUAACACAAUUCAUACAUUUUGAGAGAAAGUUUUAAACGGUACACUUGUCCAUGGGAAUCAAAUAGACAUGUAACGCUUAUAAUUUCUUGACGCAACUUAAAUGUAUUUUUAGGCAGGAAAGUAUUCAAUGGCAGUAACAAGUUGGUAAUGAACUAAAUUUCAUUUGUAUGUUUUAGGGGUAUCUCUGGUCUAAAGCAUGUGCAAGGGACUUAAAUUGAAAUAAUUGAUAAAAGCUAUAAACAAAAGCUAUGGUGGUAUUUCCAAUGCAGGUAUAAGAUGGGAAUGUGCAAUUUAUUAUAGCACAUCUAGAAUUUCUAUAAGUUGUUCAGCUCUGUCUAACUUCUCUAGGUUAAAUUUGGACUUAUUUAGAAAGAAUGAUUCCCCUUUGAUACAAAGUUUUAGAUUUUUUUCUUCCUAAUUUUUCUUUAUCAGCCCUCAGGCCACAUAAGUUACUAAGCUUUUCUGGUUUAAAUACAAACAGGAUUUUAUAUUAUUAUUAUUAGCUGUCAAUCAGAAUAUCUUGCCACUAGUGCUCAAAGGUACAAGCUUGGACAACUAACCAGGGAAUGCAAGACGAUAGCACUCCGAUACCAUUAGCCAUGCAUUCAAGCCCUGACUUCUUUAAGCCAUAUUUCUCAGGAUUCUGACCUUGGCAUUGUGGCUUAUGCUUGACAUUGUCAUUUCUUUUCAUUUCUAGACAACUCAGUAUCGGCUUGCAUGUGAUGGCUUUAAACAUUUUUUACUGAAUUCUCGUGCCGUUUAGGAUUGAACUGAAAGGGGGCAUGCAUGCACAGUUUCAACAUCAGCAUUGGCAUUACAUAUCACCAUCUCUGUUUCCUAUGUUUUUAGAAUUUUUAAGUUUUUAUGUUAUACUGUGCGAACAUUUUUAUUUUUACAUAUAGUUUUCUCAUGUGUGGAGUUAGCAAACUGUAGUUGGUAUAAAUUUUUGGGUUUUCAUUUAACACAUUAGUUUUUCAGUUGUUCCCCGCAUGCAUAUGUGACUGAUCAAAAUGAAGAGGAAAGGAAAGUCAUUUCAUAACUAUGCCAAAAAUAUUGAUUUCAAUGUCUUAUCAAGAAAUUAUGGAAAUAUGGUGGAACAUGUGUUGUUAUUCCAUAAAUAGCUGCUGGUUUAAGUUGAAUUUCUAUCGGUGAUUAUAAAUAAGAACUUGGAUGUAUGUAUUUGAAUUGUUUUUGUAUUGCUCUGCAUAUACUGAGUUUUUGUAUCCACAAGAAGUAGUGUGAAACUU
Molecule: messenger RNA, 4206 nt
Organism: Branchiostoma floridae (Florida lancelet)
Lineage: Eukaryota; Metazoa; Chordata; Leptocardii; Amphioxiformes; Branchiostomatidae
Product: protein kinase C alpha type-like
Exons: 18
Coding region: 214-2286 (690 amino acids)
Biological process (GO): protein phosphorylation
Molecular function (GO): ATP binding; zinc ion binding; diacylglycerol-dependent serine/threonine kinase activity
Source: RefSeq, a predicted model, not a curated record